AUCAAUAAUGGACAUCAUUGGACCUAUUGCCUAUGUCAUUCGACAUUUUUGGUUUGGCUGUUAUGCAGAUAUUAUGGUUGUUGUAAUGUACUUGUAAAGAACUUAUACAUAGUCUAUGCUUAUACAAUUGAAGUCACAAGAAAAUGCUUGGUUUAUUUGAUGAAAAUGGUGAUGGGAAAGUUUCACUUCAAACAAAUAAUGAAUACGCUAAAAACUAUAACAAAUGGCGUAAAAAAGAAGAACUACAUAAAUUGAAAACGAAGUACGGUGAAGAGGCAGUGAGUGAUUAUGAAUCAACCAGUUCAUCUGAAGAAGAAGAUAUCGAAGUUAACAAUGAAUUUGAAAUUGAAUUUUUAAAAGCACUGUCUUGCUUAAAAACUAAGGAUCCAUCUGUUUAUGAUGAGAACACUAAAUUCUUUGAAAAUGUGGAAACAACAUUGAGGUCAUCCAAGGAAAAAGGAAAACAGCCAAUGUAUCUUAAAGACUACGAAAGGAAAUUAAUAAUGGAGAACUCAGGGCAGUUAAGUGAUGAAGAUGAUGACAAAACAAAUGUAUUAUCUUUGACUAUUUGUGAAGAACAAGAACAGAUAAAAAAUGAGUUAAAAGAUGCUUUAGAAAACAUCCCUGGAAGUGAUAAAGAUAAUAACUGGGGUGGUUUAUUUAAACAGAGAUUAAAAACAGAAGAAGAGAAAACUAAAGAAGAAGAGGAUUAUAAAUUAUGGCUUGCUGGUCAAAAACAGCAUUUAGAGGAUAAAAGUAUUGAAAAUCAACUACAACCAUUAAAAGAUUUUUGGAAUGAUCCUAAUCUUGAUGAAAAAGAAAAAUUUUUACGAGAUUACAUUUUAAAAAACAGAUUUAAUGAUGACGAAGAAAAUGGUUACAUUCCUACAUAUGACGAAAUAAUACAUGAUUCAGAUGAAGGUUUAUCAGAAGAUGAAAAUGCAAUAACUGAACAAGAAGAAUUUGAAAACAAAUAUAAUUUUCGUUUUGAAGAACCUGACCAGGAAUUUUUGAAACGUUAUCCACGAACUAUGGAAAGUUCUUUAAGAAGAAAAGAUGACAAACGGAAAAUGAAAAGGGAGGAAGUUAAAGAAAGAAAGAAGAAGGAAAAGAUGCAAAAAAUGGAGGAAAUCAAACAGUUAAAGGCACUUAAAAAGAGAGAAAUAGAAGAAAAGAUCGAAAUGCUUAAAGAAAUAACGGGAAAUAAUGAAAUCGGGUUUAAUGUAUUUUAA
Molecule: messenger RNA, 1232 nt
Organism: Agrilus planipennis (emerald ash borer)
Lineage: Eukaryota; Metazoa; Arthropoda; Insecta; Coleoptera; Buprestidae
Product: protein KRI1 homolog
Exons: 5
Coding region: 144-1232 (362 amino acids)
Biological process (GO): endonucleolytic cleavage in ITS1 to separate SSU-rRNA from 5.8S rRNA and LSU-rRNA from tricistronic rRNA transcript (SSU-rRNA, 5.8S rRNA, LSU-rRNA)
Cellular component (GO): 90S preribosome; nucleolus
Source: RefSeq, a predicted model, not a curated record